GCUGGAGCCGGCCAGGUGAGAGCAGUGGCGCUCGGUACCUCCACCGACAGCAGCGAAAAAGCAACUAAACAGCAGAGGGAGAGAGCGAUCAAAGUGCACACCUACUCGACGGCAGAACUGAGGUGCUUGAAUCUGAUGGAAGGAAGAACCAAUUCCAGUAUCUUCAUGCAAGUAACAACUUAGUCAUGUUUUCUUGAGCUAUUUCUCCAUUGACAUGAGGCCAGGAAGCUGCCCAGCUCUCCCAACAUACCAGCUAAGUUUGAAUGAAAACAGCAAGUACAAUUCAUCUUGGAAAGUGAAGGAAGGCAUGGUUUGAAUGGCUGUCACUGGGUGAGGAUUUAAUAAACAUCAACGGCUAAGGAAUUCAUAGAACGGUGCAGAAACUCUGUGUCUUAACAGCAAAGCUCCUGUUGUUUCGUUGUGAAAAUCUGCACUCUGUAACCAGAUCUGGUACCAUGUGACUGGCCCUGGAGCUAUUAUGAUUUGUCAACUAGAGGCACCGAGCUCCACCUACUUGAAAUGAUGGGCAUUUAUGAGCGAGGCUAAUACUGCACAGUGAUUUGACAGCAGAGCUGGCACAGUGCCUGCUUUACAUCUCUGGAUCAGCAGCCUAACGCAAUAAGGAUAUAAGCGGCUUAUUGAGAAACAAACACGCUGCUGUGGAGGAAGUGGAAUUUGAAAGAGAGUGCAUUAACUGUCUUGAGGAGUCCUAUGUGCACUGUGUGGUUAGCUUGGAACUGAUCGUGCUGCUUGGGGUAACUACAGGACAAAAGUAUUUUCUUGUUUGUAGUAGUAUCACGAGUAGACGCAGACAAAUGUGACCAUUGAGUCUCAAAGCCCUGCAUUAAUUGCACAGAGAGAGAGAGAGAGUGUGAAUGACUUUUAUUUCGGAAUUUUGGUGCUCAUGUUUGAUUGACAAUGGGAGGAAACCUAGGCUGCCACCGUUCAAUCCCCAAAGAUCCAUUGGAGAUAGGCCAGAAUCGCAAGUUCAGUGCAGCAUGUAACUUCAGCAAUAUCCUGGUGAAUCAGGAGCGACUCAACAUCAAUACAGCCACUGAAGAGGAGCUUAUGACCCUCCCAGGGGUUAACCGGAUGGUGGCCCAGAACAUUGUGGAGUACCGGGAGUGUAUUGGCGGGUUUAAAAAAGUUGAGGAUUUGGCACUGGUGAGUGGUAUCGGUGCUGCCAGGCUGGAGCAGGUUAAGCUGGAGAUCUGCGUGACGAACAGUAAAAGCAUUGGCUCGGCUCAGCACUCACCCAGCUCCACGCGGAAGGAUCCCUACUCUGAAACUCUCUCCUCUGCCAGUAGGAUCAAUGUUAACACUGCUACAGUGGCCCAGCUGAUGAACCUGCAGGGGAUCAGUGACCGGAUUGCACGCGGCAUUGUGAGUUACCGGAAAGAGUGUGGACCAUUCGAAACAGUUGAUGACCUGCUGAAAGUAACAUCUGUCAGCUCCUCGCUCUUAAAUGCGGUCCGGCCUCGCAUUGUCGCAGAAUGUUCACGGCCCACGUCCACCCACACGGCCAAUGGCGGUAUUGAUUUCACAGCCAAGCCUCGGCCUAGCCCCACUUCGCUCAGCCUGCAGAGUGAGGACCUGGACCUUCCUCCUGGUGGGCCAACUCAGAUCAUUUCAACCCGGCCAAAUGUGGAGGGUUUUAGCGGACUGAGAGAUGGUGAGCGUGUCCUAAGGGUGGCCACUUGGAAUCUGCAGGACUGCUCCAUCGAAAAGGCCAAUAACCCUGGGGUGAGAGAGGUGGUGUGCAUGAGCCUUCUGGAGAAUAGCAUCAAGUUAUUGGCUGUGCAAGAAAUUAUUGACCGUGAAGCUCUAGAAAAGUUCUGUGGAGAAUUGAAUCAGCCAAUGCUGCCAAAUGUUCGUAAGUGGAAAAGUCCUAGAGGAUGUUGGAAAUGUGCUGUAUCCGAGAAACCAUCUGUACAGAUGCAUGAGAGUGGAGAGUAUGCGGGUUAUCUUUGGGACAGCAGUGCUGGAGUCGAACUGAAAACUGCCUUUCUUCUGGAGAACGCGCACACCAAUGGAAAUGGGAAACCCUGUGUCUCCAAGCCUUACGUUGCAUGUUUCAAGGUUGGAACGAUGAAUGUUACCCUGGUAAAUAUCCAUCUGAAAGGAGCAGUCCCUACGGAAGAGAAAACGCACACUGAUAGCCAUCAUGUGUCACUGUUUACAGACACUCUUCAGGCAACCCUGAAAGGUGAAAAGGACAUUGUUAUUUUGGGAGACUUCAAUCUGUCACCUGAUGUGAAUGAUUUUGACCUCCUAAGAAAAGAGAGAUUUUUUCACUGUGUUCCAGCCAAUACUUACACAAAUAUUAGCACUAAGAACCCCCAAGGUUCAAAGUCUACAGACAACAUCUGGAUCAGUCGCUCACUCAAGAAAACAUAUUCAGGUCAUUGGGCUGUUGUUAGGGAAGGUCUCACCAAUCCCUGGAUUCCUGACUGUUGGUCAUGGGGUGGAGUUGCGUCUGACCACUGUCCAUUAUGGGCAGAAUUCUACAUAGACAAAGACUUAAAUAGGAAAGUGCCAUUUGGAAACGGCAGUGCAGUGACUGUUGAGCAAGCCGAUGGGAGCACAAAGGAUGAACGGUGACACACAAAGGCUGCAUACCAUGUUGUUACUGGACAUUUAUGUGUCAAUGAAGCCAGUUAGUGACUGAAUGUGAAAGCAUCUAAUCUGCCUUUUUUAACGAUUAAGUUGUGAUGUGAUUUGUUUCUACUACAAUAAGUAUGUAAUAGAGAAAUGUAGUCAAAUGUUCAUUUUUGGAGGGGAACUGGAGUAAGAAGAGACUUUUAAAUUGAAGGAAAGAUACUUUAUGCCAAGUGAAAUGGCAAUUUAACGUAAUGUUAUUAAUCUACCCUAUUUUGGAAAAGAAAAUGGAAUUGUGUUUAGUUUCUUCUUCCGUUUUUCCAGUUCAAAAAAACUUCAAGGUACUGCACUAUUCAAUUCAAUACCACUGAUGUAGCUUGAAUUCAGAAGCUAAAUACAAAAACUACAGUUGCUGCUGGUAUUUUGUGCUUUGGAUAACACAUUAUAUAAAAGGUUCAAUUUGUACAUAAACCUUCUCAAAAUAGUAAAACAAAAAAAUUUAUUUUGUGAUUAUUGCACAGAACUUUAGGAUAUAUUGUUCCUAUUCUGAUAUUAGCAAUAUAAAAAGAAAAAAAAAUUCUAUUUGUACUGAUCUUGUAUUGGUACAGUACUUUAUGGAGAGUGAAAAUGUUUGGUACGCUAAGAUUGCGUCUGUUGCACAUUAGUAACAUACUGCUGGGGUAAUUCAUAAUUUGCUUGAACCCAGGGAGUUUUAAGGGAUGAGUCUGCAUUCUGCAGUAAAAUGGUGCUAGCACAGUGUAGCUAGAUCCACAGUCUGACACUUGAACAUUGACUGUCUCCAGUGCGCCUGUGACUAGAAUACCAAAAUGGUACCAUUUAUGACUAUUACUAUCAUUACAACUUGUAAUAUGAGACUGUAUGUUACUCUGAAAUUGCACCUUUGAUUAAAAAGCUAAUAAACUUAACCAUUGUGAGCAAAUU
Hemiscyllium ocellatum (epaulette shark) is the source of this 3540-nucleotide messenger RNA. RefSeq names its product endonuclease/exonuclease/phosphatase family domain containing 1 (gene eepd1). The transcript is spliced from 9 exons. Gene Ontology annotation, cellular component: plasma membrane. Gene Ontology annotation, biological process: DNA repair. Bases 919 to 2601 code for a protein of 560 amino acids. The record is from RefSeq and is a predicted model, not a curated record. Lineage: Eukaryota; Metazoa; Chordata; Chondrichthyes; Orectolobiformes; Hemiscylliidae. Gene Ontology annotation, molecular function: DNA binding; catalytic activity.